AAAAAAAGGCUCCUCUGAGCAACCACCGCAGGAGUGACGGUCGAGUCCCAAAAGCUACGACUGUACCACCAGUUCCGAAGAGACCUCGAUCUUUUCCUUGACCACUCUGUCUUGCUUGGUGGUACAUGUAGUUUCACCCAGAACGUGCAACAAUCCGGUCCAAUGGAGCAGUGGGCUUCGGGUCGAUAUCCAUUGAUUCAACUGUCUCCCUCCCACUUCGCACUGCCAAAAUUGAAGCCCCAACUGGUACCAUACCGAUAGCUAGCCAGCGUCGCUGGCUGGAAUCUUGAAAGAGGUCUCCUGGAUCCUCCGUGGCGUCCGUCGGUGAGGCAGGGUCCAGAGGAAUCCCAGCCACACGUGAGAUUGAAUCAUGGAGGAGGAGGACAGCAAAUACAGGGAUCAGCAAGGUGACCCAAAACUACUCUAACAAAUCCCAGACUCGACCGACACUCGCAGCAACCGAAAUGGCUUGCUUCGGAUGGACUUGACUUUGCACGUUCUGAGAGUUCCAACAGCAGGCCAUGUGGGCCCCCUGCGGGCCACCUGACCUCCUCCCAUCCUUCCAUCUUCCAUGAGCGGUACGGCAUCCCUAUCACGGAUCCAGGUUCGCUACUGUGGUACCGUAGCAGCUGCUCCAGUCGGGGUAUGCUGCCUUUGUGAAUCUUGGAGCUUACAUAUGGUUGCAGAUCUCACUCGGCUCCGACAUUCAGUCAGGGAUAACUGUUAAAUCUCUGUCUCUCUGGAAGUGUUUCGAACAAGAGAAAACGUGUGAACAAGGACGAGAAGCAAUGGUAAAUCGUACCGUACAAUGGUACCAAACCAGCGGGCACAAUAAUGUCUGUUAUUUUGGUCAUAAAUCACAAACGGAGUGAUCGAAAAUCGAAAACCAAAAAAGCUCUCUCUUGAAUCCGAAAAGUACCACUCUGAAGCAUCUCCCGUUGACACUGAGGUCUAGUAGAACACCAAGAUCAAGAUGAGCAACCCCAAGGCCACUACUAGGACUAGCAGAUCCAACGUGUGGGAGCAUCCCUGUGAGCUCCCGGAAGAGGAAGAAGCUCGCGAACCCAGCAUCGACAAGGGCAAGGGCCUCGGCGAAACUCAGGGGGACGAAGAAGGUUUCAACGAAGAAGAUCCACUCUUUCGGGAUGAGGACGAAGAGAAUUCUACCGUUUCCAUGGAAGGACUACAAGAAGAGAAGAAACCAAGGAACAAGGUUUUGUGGGUGGUGGGGUCGAUCCUGUUGGUGGGAACACUUGUCUUUCUUGCUGUCGUGAUCGCUUGGAUUGUGGACUUGAAAAAGGUCAAACCCAGAGUCGAAGCAGAUCCCCUCAAAUUCAUCAGUCUGGGAGAGCUGUCCGUAGACGUGACUCAACCACGCCCUGAGCUAUCUGUCGAGGUCAAGAUCAAAGAGACUGCUUUUCCAAAGUAUAGCUUCUUGGAGCCCACCGGCGCGGAUUGCAUUCUUUAUUUUUAUGAAUUGCCUUUUACUGCCACCUUUACUCCGCUGGAGAAGACUCAAGAAGACGGUGCUGGAGAUGGCAUUGCUGCGAAAAACUUCCUUUUGGAAGUCGAGUUUCCUGAUGAUCAGCACAAAAUUGGAGGUUGGGCCGAUUUUACUUGGGCCUCCCUGACUCGAAAGAGAACUUACUGGGGACCAUGGCAGUGCGAGAUGCACUUCCACGUCAAAAUGGGCGGGUGGCUCUCCUUCCACACCACCAAGAUCGAACGUGGGAGAUUGGACUUUGGAUCGGCCGAGGAAGCCCUACCACGUCCACCCAGUCUUAUUUACCAGUCGCACGGACCCACUAUGGAGUCCAGCAGCGCUUCGUUGGCUUGGAUGCAGCAAGAUGAGGACGCGAACGACCAAGCAGCAAACCUACCUUACUACUCGAUCCAUGACACUGUUGAUCCAUCCAUUCCACCAACGACAAUUGCGCCAUCCACAAUGGCACCAGUCGACAACCAAACAUCACCAGAAUUUGACUUGCACACUCCACCCGGCAACGAGGCCAUCCUUCAAGUCCCCGGGAAUGUCCCACCACAAGAUGGUUUGAUCCAGCCCGGAAUGGUAGUGGUGCGUUCACUCUCGGUGGAUCGCGUCGACUUGGGAGUUCGUCUGCCGGCUUUGCCUUCCGCUGUGUUUGAAGUGGUGUCAAAGAUCCAUGUCAAGAUUCCGCCGGUCCAGAUCGAAGUUGCCACUCCACAGAACAUCCAACAGGCUGCUGCUGGCCAGGCCAAUAGAGGUUCCCGCCAAGUUGUCCGUUUGAACGAGUUCAAUGUCACCCUGGAAGAUCAACAGGAAGAACAGUAUGCUAGCCUUCAAAUCAGUUGUGGAAAGGGAGACACAACUUGCCCAUGGUUCAACCCCCUUGUGGACACGGUGUCAACAACACUUUCCCCCGACCAUGCGCAGAAGGAUGACAAAUUGGUGCUGAAAGUUACGAUGGACGCAGACCAAUCCUUCUUGGAAACGAUGAUGGGACACGAACACAAUGUUGUGAUCUAUCGGUAUCAGUUGCCUCGUUUCGACUCUGACGGCCAAAGGCAGUUGGAACAAGGAGGUGGUCCCAUUAUGGAUUGUGUCGUUGCCAAAGAUGCAUUGUUGGGGGAUGUCUUGAGUCUAUCUGCUUGCAUCGACAUUAGACCGUCCGAUGGGAUCUAUUUCAAUGCGGACGCACAGUUCUACAGCUUUUCUGGAAUGGCUCUGGCGGAUAUUGUUUGGAAACGCGAGGGUGAUGUCUUUUCGCUGGAAACCAAUGCCAGGAUGGCAUUUGAUACUGACAACACUAACCGAGACAACUCUGAUCAGCCCAAGUUCAACAUCUCGGGUGCAGCAAUUCUGGAUUUGGAUCAAAGCAGCGUAGAUAUUCAGAUCAGCAACACAGCCGAGUGGUGGCCAUCCCGGGCACUUCUGCAGGGUAUGUGGGAAGGGGACGGCUACGACGAAUUGUUGAAAGUCUCUUUGAGCAACGCAAUAUUGGAAGUCAAGGAUGAAAGCUACGCCAAAGCCACCGGGCUUUUCACUCUGGAUCUCAUUGGUGAAACAAUGUCGCUUACGCUCAAUGACCCUCGCCUGGAAGUGGCUAUCGAUGGCCUUGUUGAGUCAGAGUACCCAGAAAGCAAGGCGGCGGCGACUUGGAAAGUCGUGUUUGAGGAUGAGGAUAUCAAUGUUGGCGAGUCUUCGCUCACCCUCACAGAAUCUGGCUACCGCGAUUUACGAGGUGUCGUUCAAUCAUCGUCCGAAGGGAGGCUGCGAACGAGUGUGCAGGGAGAAUUCGAUCGCUCUGACGUAUUUUUCGUGAAACUCCAUGAUGCUAGAAUGCAUUGGGACGAUGACAUGUUCGCAGACAUGUUGGGCAGUGUCACUUUGGACGACAAUGGUGUAUCAAUGGACCUGUCAGAAAGAACCAACGACCACUCGAUUGAUUUCUCCUUUGGGGAUGUCUACUGCGAUGGUGACUGUCUUUCUCUCCGAGGAACCACAAACGCAAGACUAAGCGGUCGUAACAUCUAUACCUGUGAUUUCGUGAUGGAUGCUGUAAACAACUCCCCCGAGUAUGAUCAAGGCACGGUCACUGCUGGAAUGAGGGGCGCUGUUGAUCAAUAUCCAUAUGCGGCCUCGGUUGAUGCUGACUGGGCUUACGAUACCGGUAGCGAUGAGGCGUACCGAGUCCGAUGGAGCGAUUUCAGCUUGGACUUUGAUGGCAGGGACAUUAUGUCCAUGAGCGGCCAGUUUCGCGUCCCCGACAACUACAAUCAGCCCAAAUCAGUUGGAGAGUUGUCAUGCUUCACUGGUCCCACCUCGGAGGUGACGCUGUUGGUUGACGGGGAUUGCGAGUGGCACAAGACAAGAGAAACCUUGACGUGCACUGUAAAGGAUCUUGGCUUCGGUGUUUCGGGGACUGAAUAUGUGGAUGCUAAAGGCGACAUGACGCUAAAUGUACCAGCCCAGAACAUGGUGCUCACAAUCAAUGAUGACUACAAAUCUCAAGACAAGAACGGUUUUGAUAUCGAAAUGUCUGGAUUGAUUAUCGGAGAUAUUGUAACAGCUGAUCUCAGGCAGCUGAAGGUCGUCUGGGAGGACGAGACAAUGAUGGAUGCAAACGGUCAAAUCACCUUGAAUGGAGAGGACAUUUCCAUGGGUAUGCAAGCCGAAGACACAGUAUCGGAUUCGGCGUUUGGGGUGGAGCGAGCUGCUCUGGAUGUACAAGUCAAUGACUACGACGAGGUUGAUUCCAUUGGGGUGAACAUGGAAAAGAUGACAGCGAAGGUCAACGGUGAAGCCUGGAUGGAUGGACGAGCGAGAUCUGCGCUUGAUAUGGUCGCCUCGACGAUAUCAUUUUCGAUGAUCAACAACACGACGAAGCUGCCAAUGGACAUAGAUCUGGUCAUAAGCUUUGACUCAGACAAGGGAGUGGACGGCCUGGCAACGCUGGUGCCUUACGUGGAAUCAGAUGGUUAUGGCUUGGCUUUCAGGAACGAAACUGAACCGUCGGGCGCUAUCACGUACGCCACGAACUUGACUCUCAUCGGCGCGGGCGCAGAAUGCAACCCAAAUGCAGAGGGGACAACUUACUAUACAAUCACACUCGAGAAUGCCCAGUCACUUACUGUUGCUGAGCUCAUUGAUGCCUUCAUUGGAGCCGACAAGGCGCUGGAGAAGGAUGCUUGUGCUCCUGUUGUUGUCACUGUAUCAGUGGUUGAAAGAGGACAGGCAGCAAGAAGGCAGCUCCAGUCGAACGCAACUUCCGGUCCUGAAACAGUGACGUUUGAGGUCAAAGCCUUGGUGGAUCCAGUGGUCUCCCCGGUAGAAGAGUUCAGCUUGUAUGGAGGAGCCGAGGGUGACGCCAGCUUCACCAAUGCGUUUCGUGAGCAUGAAAUUAUUGUGGAGAGCGGUGCAGUUGUUGUGGAAGGUGGAGAUGCUCCUGCUCAACCUGGGCCAGCAAUCUUGAUCCUCGACCCUCCAACGCCCGCUCCAAGUUCGGCAAGACAAUCUUGCUUUGUUUCGUUGGCAGUAAGCUUGGCUAUGCUGGUGUCGGCCGCUGUGGUUGCGUUGCCGUGGUGAGCUGCUCGAACGGAUAAGAAUGGGAAAGAGGAGAUUGCAUUGUGCUGGUCUACUGAUGUGAUACAUAGAUACACGAAAAUUUAAAAUGUAAAAACUGUUUGGAUUCG
Molecule: messenger RNA, 5172 nt
Organism: Seminavis robusta
Lineage: Eukaryota; Bacillariophyta; Bacillariophyceae; Naviculales; Naviculaceae
Source: the annotation of a GenBank genome assembly